Molecule: messenger RNA, 729 nt
Organism: Acanthaster planci (crown-of-thorns starfish)
Lineage: Eukaryota; Metazoa; Echinodermata; Asteroidea; Valvatida; Acanthasteridae
Source: RefSeq, a predicted model, not a curated record
AUGCGUGUCACUGUUGACGUGGGUGGUUCCCUCGGGCACUCCGUCUACCGUAAGCCCACCCACAAAGACCGGUACCUGCACAACUCAUCUUUCCAUCAUCCCAGGGUAAAAUCUUCAGUCAUCCGCACCCUGAUCCAACGAGCACACAAGAACUGCAAACAGGAACACUUACAAGAUGAACUCCAGCACAUCUCAACAGCACUCCGGCUCAAUGAAUAUCAUCGGCGCCAAGUCAAGACUCAAAAUCACCUCAAUUUUCGGGUCUCCUAUACCCAAAGUCAGCGCCCCAACUAUAAGGACAUAGUCAACCCCCCAUUCAUAGGUAGUACGUCACACAAAAUCCAACGGAUCCUCAAUCAAGCCAGCAUCAAGGUGUAUCACUCAUCGAUCAAGAAACUCCAAGCCAGCCUGCAGACGCACAAGGACAAGCAAGACCACAAGACCAAAGCUGGUGUGUGUGGCAUCCCCUGCGAAUGUGGGAAGGUGUGUAUCGGCGAGACUGGAAGAGAUCUCUCUACCAGAGUCAAAGAGCACACUGCCCAUGGCUGCAGAGGAGACUAUGACAAAUCGGCCAUAGUGAAGCACUCACAUGCUGAAGAUCACAUCAUCGACUGGAAAGCAGCAGAACUCAUCGUUCCUGUCAACAGAUGGCACCCCAGAUGCAUCAGAGAAGCCAUCGAGAUGUGCAGACACGACACAGUACCCCAAAACAUCGGCUUCAACAUUUAG